Molecule: messenger RNA, 4156 nt
Organism: Eptesicus fuscus (big brown bat)
Lineage: Eukaryota; Metazoa; Chordata; Mammalia; Chiroptera; Vespertilionidae
Gene: KDM7A
Product: lysine demethylase 7A
Exons: 20
Coding region: 131-2959 (942 amino acids)
Biological process (GO): regulation of transcription by RNA polymerase II; protein demethylation
Molecular function (GO): transcription coregulator activity; histone demethylase activity
Source: RefSeq, a predicted model, not a curated record
GCGCGCGCACUGAGCGCCGCCGCCGCCUCCCCGGCUGCUGCUCCGGCUGCUGCAGGAGGCGGCGCUGGCUGGCGGCGGCGCUCGCUCCAGUCGGCGAGCGGAGCAGCGAGCGAGCGUGUGUGUUUUAAAGAUGGCCGGAGCGGUGGCGGCGGUGGCCGCGGGAGCAGCAGCGGGAGCCGCCGCGGCAGCCGUGUCGGUGGCGGCUCCGGGCCGGGCCUCGGCGCCCCCGCCGCCCCCGCCGGUGUACUGUGUGUGCCGGCAGCCGUACGACGUGAACCGCUUCAUGAUCGAGUGCGAUAUCUGCAAGGACUGGUUCCACGGCAGCUGUGUUGGAGUAGAAGAACAUCAUGCUGUUGACAUUGACUUGUAUCACUGUCCCAACUGUGCAGUUCUACAUGGAUCCUCCUUGAUGAAAAAGAGAAGGAACUGGCACAGGCACGACUACACCGAAAUUGAUGAUGGUUCCAAACCAGUGCAAGCUGGAACUAGGACUUUUGUGAAGGAAUUACGUUCUCGAGUCUUCCCAAGUGCCGAUGAGAUCAUUGUGAAAAUGCACGGCAGCCAGCUGACACAGAGAUAUCUGGAGAAACAUGGAUUUGAGGUCCCUAUCAUGGUCCCCAAGUUAGAUGACCUAGGACUCAGGCUCCCUGCAGUUACGUUUUCUGUUAUGGAUGUGGAACGUCAUGUAGGUGGUGACAAAGUGAUAGAUGUCAUUGAUGUGGCAAGGCAGGCAGACAGCAAAAUGACACUUCACAAUUAUGUUAAAUACUUCAUGAAUCCUAACAGACCAAAAGUGUUAAAUGUGAUCAGCCUUGAAUUUUCAGAUACAAAGAUGUCUGAAUUGGUGGAGGUCCCUGACAUAGCCAGAAAACUUUCCUGGGUGGAAAAUUAUUGGCCAGAUGAUUCAGUCUUUCCCAAGCCAUUUGUUCAGAAAUACUGCUUAAUGGGAGUUCAAGACAGCUACACAGAUUUCCACAUUGACUUUGGUGGAACUUCAGUUUGGUACCAUGUCCUCUGGGGUGAGAAGAUUUUUUAUUUGAUAAAGCCAACAGAUGAAAAUUUGGCACUCUAUGAGUCUUGGAGUUCAUCUGUGACCCAGAGUGAGGUGUUCUUUGGAGAUAAGGUGGAUAAAUGCUACAAAUGUGUGGUAAAGCAGGGACAUACCUUAUUUGUUCCUACAGGGUGGAUUCAUGCUGUGCUCACUUCUCAGGACUGUAUGGCUUUUGGGGGGAACUUUCUGCACAACCUUAACAUUGGCAUGCAGCUCAGGUGUUAUGAGAUGGAAAAAAGGCUAAAAACACCAGAUCUUUUCAAAUUCCCUUUCUUUGAAGCCAUAUGUUGGUUUGUAGCCAAAAACUUGCUGGAAACCCUGAAAGAACUGAGAGAAGAUGGUUUCCAGCCUCAGACUUACCUAGUACAGGGCGUGAAAGCACUGCAUACCGCUUUAAAAUUGUGGAUGAAAAAAGAACUUGUAUCUGAACAUGCCUUUGAAAUCCCAGACAAUGUUAGACCUGGACAUCUUAUUAAAGAACUUUCUAAAGUAAUUCGAGCAAUAGAGGAGGAAAACAGCAAGCCAGUUAAAUCUCAGGGAAUUCCUACUGUGUGUCCAGCCUCACGAUCCUCAAAUGAAGCAACUUCCCCAUACCAUUCCCGACGAAGGAUGAGGAAACUUCGAGAUCAUAAUGUCCGAACUCCUUCUAACCUAGACAUCCUAGAGCUCCACACAAGGGAGGUGCUCAGAAGAUUAGAGAUGUGUCCUUGGGAAGAGGACAUCUUGAGCUCUAAACUGAAUGGUAAAUUCAAUAAACAUCUCCAGCCAUCUUCUACUGUACCCGAAUGGAGAGCAAAAGAUAAUGAUCUACGAUUACUGCUGACAAAUGGAAGGAUAAUUAAAGACGAAAGACACCCCUUCGCAGAUCAGAGUCUUUAUACAGUAGACAGUGAAAAUGAAGAGGAUAAGAGAAGGACAAAAAAGGCAAAAAUGAAGAUAGAAGAGAGUUCAGAAAUAGAGGCAGUGGAGAAUGAAGAAUCUCAGAAACCCCUUAACAGGUUUUUUACAAGUGUGAAGUCAGAACUCAGGAAUCGAUCAUCAGAAUAUUCUGAUAUUUCUGAUUCAGAAGACUCUGGACCUGAUUGCACUGCGCUGAAAAAUAAUUUUAUCACUGAAGAGUCUGAAAGUUCAGGUGAUGAAAAGAAACAAAAAAUAACAUCAAACUUUAAGGAGGAAUCUAAUGUGAUGAGGAACUUUCUUCAAAAGAGCCAGAAAACAUCUAGAAGUGAAAUUCCAGUUAAAAGGGAAUGUCCUACCUCGACGAGCACAGAGGAAGAAGCGAUUCAGGGCAUGCUCUCUAUGGCAGGGUUGCACUAUUCCACAUGUUUACAAAGGCAGGUACAAAGCGCAGGCUGCAGCAGUGAAAGAAACUCUCUCCAGGAUCCCAGCAGCUGUCAUAGCAGUAACCACGAGGUUAGGCAGCUGUACCGCUACGAUAAACCAGUGGAAUGUGGAUACCAUGUCAAGACUGAAGAUCAGGACUUGAGGCGUUCCUCCUGGAUUAAACAAUUUGAUACAACUUCCAGAUUUAAUCUUCAGGAUCCAAGUAGAGGCCAUAAAUACAUCAAAAAGGAAGGUUCAUCAGAAAUCAGUCAAAAGCUACAAAGUAGGAAUUCUGUGGACAGCAGUGGCUCAAGCCCUCAGAAUGGAAAGUACAUGCAGAAUUCAAGCUUGGUUUCAGGGGCAUGCCAGAUAAGUAAUGGCAGUGUAAGCCCAGAAAGGCCAGUUGGUGAAACUUCCUUUUCAGUGCCCCUUCACCCCACCAAGAGACCUGCAUCAAACCCACCACCUAUCAGCAACCAGGCAACAAAAGGUAAACGUCCAAAAAAAGGAAUGGCAACAGCCAAACAACGCCUUGGGAAGAUCCUUAAGUUGAACAGAAAUGGCCAUGCGCGUUUCUUUGUGUGACGGAGCUGCUGUUGGUAUCACUCUUCCCUUUGGAGACCAGUCUCGGGGGUGUGGGAGCCUGGAGCUUCCGCCGUGCAUGUCCAGUGAAGAACACUGCCUGGAGAACAAAAUGAACCUGAUGCUGCAUUUUCACUGUGCCACACCCACUCAGCAAUAACCAUUUUGGACCUGGUGGGGGAGAGGAAGAAGGAGGGUAGAACCUUAAACGGAGACCUUGAACUGAAAAGGGUCUCUUGUCAGGGCUUGAAUUUCAUUUUGUUGUUGGUAGUGUCUUGAUUUAUUUUCAGUGGUAAAGAAUUAUCAAUAAUUUAUUUAACAGAUUUUUUUAAAAGUUAACAGCUUUUAAAUUCUUUCUUUUUUAAAGCUAUUUAUUUGGAAGAUUUCUGGAGAAAUAUCUCACUAAUUUAGAUUUAAGAAUGUGAAGGUUUUUAAAUUAUUUUUGAUAGUGUGUGUGUUACAUGUGGGGAAGAGCCACAGUAACAGUAACUAGUCUGGACUCUUAAAUUUGAUAUUCAGGUUAAAGUCUUAAACAGGGAUUUGAUGCAUUAAUUAUUUUAAAUUAAGAUGUAUAUGGAAAUCAUUUUAUUUUAUAUAUUUCAUGUUUUUUAUAAGCUAUUAGCUUCGCUUUUGCUAACAUCCAAGGUGCAUACUGUUAUCCAGGUUGAUGACCUUAUAUCCCACCUUCCCCCUCUGCACUCCCGACUUUUGUGAUGACACAACAAGACUCUUCUCUUUGCAGGGAAACACUUUCAUAGCUGAUGUGUUAGACCUACAUAUAAAAGACCCCACAUUUCUCAUUUCGUUUGACAUGGCAUUUUUUCCCCUAAAUAUAACAAAGGCUUCUUGCAUUUUCAUUUUUGCUGAUGACCUGGGUUCCAAAGAGAACAGCUUUAAUAUCUUUUUCCUAUGUGUGGGAAAAGUAUUAUAAGUUUGGUUAAAUUGUCAUAUUUCUAGUUUUUCAAAUGCAUUUGUAACUACAGAGGGCCUUCAUACUGCCGGUGUUGGAGGGCAGGACCAACACCUGCCACAAAGGCUAUAUUUUAUGACGCUUUAUUCUGUGUACCUAAUUUGUUGGGAAAUAAGAUUUGACUUAGUUGUUCAACUCUGCAUAAUAAGCCGUAAUAUAAUAGGACUAUACUAUAUUAAUUGUGUAGAAGCAAGCAUGUUGGAGUAGACCUUUUGCAAGGUGUGUGUGUG